GCCGCAGCCGCAGUCAGAAUUGAUUUGUAUCACGGCCUUUUUCUACCCUCCUCUUCUCCCUCUUUUCUCUUCCUCCUCUACAACAAACCACACCACCAAACCAACCGCAGUCCAAUUGCACCAGCCUACCGAAGUUCCAGUAUACACGCACACUUAUUAUCGUUCGAGGAUUGUGUUUGCUCAUGGCCUUCGCUGCAUUCUAGACGGCUCGGGAGACCCCCUCCUCGGGGGGUCUCUCGUGCUUCUCUCUGCAGCCCAAGCAAAUCCUCGAUUCGAUAUCUACUCUUUCGAGGCUCUACCGCAUAGGAGCUCCUCAUUACUGACCUCGGAAUUGCUCCUGUAUACAAACCAAGCAAGCACCUGUCCGUCCUCGGCGACUGGAGGUGCUGUGGACGACUUUCCCCCCUCUAGGCUGAUUAUCCGCCCCUCCUCCCAAAUCACUCUUUUCAUACGACACAUCCUACGUCCACCACUCAAUCGACUCUUCCAAUAUAAUCUUGUAUUGCAACCACAAUGUCCCGACUCUACACACGCAACUCUCGGGGGCGACAACCCAUGUUAGGGUCUGCCCCGAAAUUCUCCAAAACCAAAGAACACCCCAAUGAUACAUAUCAAUUGCCCAACGGCAAGAACAAAAAGACAUAUCGUCAACAACGGCCAAUCAACAACAGAGCCGCUGCUGCGAAACGUAGAAGAGCCGACAGUACCUCGUCCUCGGAGCUUUCCUCCUUGGAAUCGGAUACAGCAGACGAUGCUUCAGGAGAGGAUAGCGACGAAGACUCAGAUGAUGAGGACGACGACCUGCCAGCAGUCCCCGCCCCGUCUCGUUCUCGAUCCUUGAACGGGACGGGGCGCAGUAUUCGAUCCAUGUCCAGGAGUGGGUUCUCGAUAGCUGGUAGUACGGACAGCAUGUUUGGUGAUUUCGGAGCUCUGUAUCAGGAGGAGGGUGAUGACCCGAAUGUCUCUCCGGAAGAGAACAGGAAACGUUUUGAGACUCAUAUCUUUGCCGAGUCUGACGAUGACAAUGAUGAAGUUUAUCAAGCAGUUGACGAUAUUAGCGAUUCGGAAGAUGAGUUGGAUGUCCGUCGCAUUGAGGAACAAGAAAUCCUCGCCAUGUUGUCGGAAGAAGAAAAUACCGACGCGGACUUAUUGCUUAACCAGAUUGACGGGCUUUCUGCCUAUGGUUUCGGCGAUGACAGUGAUGCCAGCGGCGGCAGCAUUUACCGCUUCCCGUCUUCGCAGGGUAGUGACAGCGGGGUUGACGCUGCAACUGAAAGACGUGUUCAUUUUGCCAUGGACAAUGACCGCUCUGUGUUCUUGCGUAUGUCAGAGUCGCCAACCAUGACCCGUGGGUUGCUUCCUUCGGCGCUUCAGGAGGCUGCGUUGGCCAAUUCUCUGGCUGAACGACGUUCUACAGGGCUGGUCGAUGAUCUUGACGAUUCUGAUCUUACCGAUGAUUGUUUGCCUGAAGGAGCCCUCGAAACCACUCCGACUGCCCGACCGGCCCAAAGGGAGCCGUCACCGUCGGUCAGCCCACCGUCGAAGAAAUCUCCUCACCGCCGAGGCCCGCCUCGUGGCAUCUUCAUUGACGAGGGGACCAAGACCUCUGGUAUUCUAGAUCCCUCGGGCAAGUUCAUCCUCAUGACAAACCCUCAUCUACUCGGGGAAGAGUUCGCUCGUCGUUACGGAACGUCCCAGGCGUCCAGUCCUGAAGCAGGCUUUGCCGAGCUCAUUGAAGAGAGCGACGCGGGUGACCCGGAAUCUGUCGAUCUCAUCCGCCUGCCGAGCGCAGAUAUUAUGCUCACCAGUCUCAACUCGGCCAUCAGCGAUCCUGCCAAUCUUGGCCAGGCCAUUGGUCCAUUGGAGGCGUUCUAUCCUUCGAGCACAUUUCUGUUUGGAGAUUUUGCAAUUGAUCCUGAUGAGCUGGAGGAGAAUUUCCGUCCGGUUGACGAUACAGGCGAAGCUGUUAUCAACCUCACGGAUGUGAUCAAAUUCGAUGAGGACACUGACGAUAGUGAAGGCCCCACCUCGCCUUUCUUCAUGCCACCCAGCCGCGAACUUUCGGGCCUGGGCAACGUGAACAAUGAGUUUGCCUAUCUCAACAACAACAAUGUGACGGCGUUCCGACGCAAUGCCGACCCUACGUUCGCCGCCCUCAACAACACCCCGUCAUUCCGGGAAAUGGAACUCGUCAGUUCGCCGUUUGCAACGCCAACACCUCGACGCAAACGCAAACCGCAUGCGUCUCCAUAUACAUCUUCACAUUACAAAGGUGUGACUCCUGUGCAGCGGAUGCGGGCCCCUAAUCAUCCCCUUCCUUCGACUCCUGAAGCCUCAACGCCUGCGAAGAGGCGCAGAAUCAUGACUUGACGAGAAACGACGACAUGAAGGGAUGUAUUUAGUCAUGUUCGUUGACAGGCUGUUAACCUUCGGGUUAGGCCUUGUAAGUUUGUUGGACCAACACAGCUGGUGUUGGCACAGAUGGAAUUUUCUGUUUUCUUUUUUUUCCGCACGUGAUCGAUUUGGAAUUCUUUCUGAUACAGGAAAAGAAAAAAUGUGGCAUUCAGAAAGAAAAUACAAUGGAGAGUACCAGUGAUCUGCAAUGGGUGUGAUGUGUGUACUUUUUCUACUGGCCCGUGGGAGAAGCGCGGCUCCCAGGAUGUGUUGUGGGGUUCGAUGAUAUGCCACGAGUUCAUGUAGGACUUGAGGUUGUAGAUGACCGAUCAAUGAAAUGAUUUAGAACGA
Exophiala dermatitidis NIH/UT8656 is the source of this 2745-nucleotide messenger RNA. RefSeq lists its product as uncharacterized. The transcript is spliced from 2 exons. Lineage: Eukaryota; Fungi; Ascomycota; Eurotiomycetes; Chaetothyriales; Herpotrichiellaceae. The record is from RefSeq and is a predicted model, not a curated record. The coding region runs from base 514 to 2370 and encodes 618 amino acids.